AGCUUUUCAUUUCGUAACCCUCCCCUGUGUCAUCCGAGAAACAGAGAGACAAAGAAUGGCUGAUCAAAUAGCGAAAGGUGAAGAAUUCGAAAAACAAGCAGAGAAGAAGCUUACGGGAUGGGCUUUCUUCGGUUCCAAGCAUGAAGAUGCAGCCGAUUUAUUUGAAAAAGCUGCCAAUUUUUAUAAACUCGGAAAAUCCUGGGAUCAAGCUGGAGCAGUAUACGUCAAAUUGGCUGAAUGCUAUCUGAAGUUGGAUAGCAAACAUGAAGCUGCUAAUGCUUAUGCUGAUGCAGGACACUGCUAUAAGAAAACAAACAGCACAGAGUGCAUAAAAAACCUAGAGCAAUCAUUAGAUAUAUUCAUGGAAAUUGGAAGGCUUGGUAUGUCUGCAAGAUACUGCAAGGAAAUAGCUGAGUUAUAUGAACAGGAACAAAACAUGGAGAAAUCAAUGGUUUACUAUGAUAAAGCAGCUGAUCUUUAUCAAGGUGAAGAAGUUAGCAGCUCUGCAAAUCAAUGCAGACUCAAAAUUGCACAAUUUGCUGCUGAACUUCAACAAUAUCAGAAAGCUAUUGAGAUUUAUGAAGACAUAUCAAAGCAAUCACUGAACAAUAAUCUGCUUAAGUAUGGAGUUAAAGGGCAUCUACUGAAUGCUGGAAUUUGUCAACUCUGUAAAGGCGAUGUUGUUGCUAUUACAAAUGCAUUGGACAAAUAUCAGGAUAUGGAUCCCACUUUUUCAGGAUCACGUGAAUACAGAUUGCUUGCGGAAUUGGCUGCUUCGAUUGAUGAGGAAGAUGUUGAGAAAUUUACUGAUGCAAUCAAGGAAUUCGAUAGCAUAACUAAGCUGGAUGCAUGGAAGACAACUCUUUUGUUGAGAGUAAAGGACAUGCUGAAGGCUAAGGAAUUGGAGGAAGAUGAUCUUACUUGAGUGCCUUUAUAUUUCUUAAAAAAAAAAAAACAAAUAUCUUCACUUGAUUUGUUAAUUCAUUAUUGCUUACAAUUUCUUGCCUUGUAUUAUUGG
This is a messenger RNA of Lactuca saligna, 1018 nucleotides long. The record is from the annotation of a GenBank genome assembly. Lineage: Eukaryota; Viridiplantae; Streptophyta; Magnoliopsida; Asterales; Asteraceae.